Huiozyma naganishii CBS 8797 is the source of this 642-nucleotide messenger RNA. It is a transcript of the gene OPI3, whose product is annotated as bifunctional phosphatidyl-N-methylethanolamine N-methyltransferase/phosphatidyl-N-dimethylethanolamine N-methyltransferase. Lineage: Eukaryota; Fungi; Ascomycota; Saccharomycetes; Saccharomycetales; Saccharomycetaceae. Bases 1 to 642 code for a protein of 213 amino acids. Gene Ontology annotation, biological process: phosphatidylcholine biosynthetic process. The record is from RefSeq and is a predicted model, not a curated record. The transcript has a single exon. Gene Ontology annotation, molecular function: S-adenosylmethionine-dependent methyltransferase activity.
AUGGACGGUUCACAGGUUGCAGAGUUUGUUAAGCGGGUGCUUGUGGAUGUGCGUGCCGUGCGGUUUGACGAGCUGCACUUCCAACGGGCCGCCGCUUGCGUCGUGUUCAACCCGGUCUUCUGGAACAUCGCCGCCCGGAUCGAGUACAAGACGCAUUUGCUGACGCGGAUCACCGGUUCCCCCCGCAGAGGGUGCUACCUCUUGGCUGUCGUGAUCUUCUCACUAGGGAUCCUCAGGGAUCUGCUGUUCCAGCGCGCUCUAUCGUUUCAAAGUGUAUCACAGACACUUGUGCAGCAACCUUGGUGCGCCAAGAUCGGGUACGGGUGCCUCGCGCUGGGUCAAUUGCUUGUGUGCACAUCCAUGUACCAACUGGGCGUCACGGGGACGUACUUGGGGGAUUACUUCGGCAUUCUCAUGAAGGAAAGGGUCACCACGUUCCCCUUCAAUGUGUGCGACAACCCGAUGUACCAAGGGUCUACACUGUCCUUCCUAGGGAUCAGCCUCGUCAAAGGCAGCCCGCCGGGCCUAGUUAUUGCAGUGCUCGUCUAUGCAAUGUACAAGAUCGCAUUACGGUUCGAAGAACCCUUCACGGCCAAAAUAUACGCCAAGAGAGACCGCGACGUGCAGAGCAAGUCGCAGUGA